AUGUUGCUUUAUCAAUAGGCCAAGUUGUUGAUAGAGUUAUGGCAUAGCCACCACUUAAAUAUACAACAAAGAUCACUCUCUAUUAAUUUCAGAUGUCUUUUAUGUUAUAGGUACCUUUAAGUAAUUCAAAUCGAGAAAUUAUAUUUAUUUUUGCUUCAGUUUUGUUGUUUCAUUACUCAUCUUAACAAUAAUAAUGAAAUUAUAUUUAAAAGAACCGUACCCUCAGAAAUAGUAGGUACUUUUUCAGGAAUGGCUAGCUUUCUUGUUGAAGGUAGAUAUUUAUUUGUCACCUUUUGGUUUAGAUUAUUUUGA
Paramecium octaurelia is the source of this 312-nucleotide messenger RNA. The record is from the annotation of a GenBank genome assembly. NCBI's taxonomy places the organism in Eukaryota, Ciliophora, Oligohymenophorea, Peniculida, Parameciidae.